AACACCUUUCAGCUCUGCCAGCACAAGUUUUUACCAGCAAGCAACACCUGCAAAAGGAAAAACAAGGAAAUUUUAGUCUUUGCAAGAAAAAAAGAGAGAACAUAGUCAUGUCUUUUGAGACAAAAGACAAGACUGAAGUGCGUCUGGUGUUUCUAGGAGCAGGCGGAGUGGGAAAGACAGCCCUCAUCCAGCGGUUCCUCAAAGACACCUUUGAGCCGAAGCAUCGUCGCACAGUGGAGGACCUCCACAGGAAAGAGUAUGAAGUGGGGGGAAUCAAAGUCACAAUCAAUAUUAUGGACACCAGCGGAAGCUACUCCUUCCCUGCCAUGCGAAAGCUCUCCAUCCAGAACAGUGAUGCUUUUGCACUGGUUUACGCUGUGGAUGAUCCAGACUCCCUGGAGGCAGUCAAGCGGCUGAGAGAGGAGAUCCUGGAAGUCAAGGAGGACAAGUACACUCCAAUUGUCGUCAUUGGCAACAAGAUAGACCGGCACAAAGAGCGGCGGGUCUCCAGUGAGGACGUGUUGUCCACUUUGGAAGUGGACUGGAACCAUAUUCUCCUGGAGUCCUCGGCCAAGGACAAUGUCAACGUGAUGGAGGCCUUUAGGGAGCUGCUGCAGCGAGCCAACCUGCCCACUCCCCUGAGUCCAGCACUCUAUAGGAGAAGGGAGACCUUCCCCAAGGAACACAACAAGCGCCCCCCCAUGUACAAGAUCAACAGCUGCCUCCUUUCAUAGAAAUGGACAGAGAGAGAACAGUGGGAACCAAAAGAGCAAAAGACUCACAUCAGUGGAAGAAAAACUAAGAAACAAUGUUUGAUAAAAUAAUCAAAUGUGCUCUUCAGCUCCCUGAACUAAGAUUCUCCUGCAAAGACUAAGAGAUAAUAUUGGAUCAAUGUAAUUUACGUUGACUAUACUUACUGUGAAACUUUUAAUAUUUGUAUUUAUAUUUAACAUUGCACAAAUCCUGAUGGUGCUUUGUUCGUGCUCAAAACUAUUGAUGUCUUUGUCAGUAAUAGUGAUCAACUGUUGAAAACAAUCAAAAUCUGUGAAGCAAUCAGUGAAAAGCAAUACUGUUUUUUGUCUCCAAAUUUAACAUUUUUGCAGCUGAAGUAAACAUGAAAAAAACAAUCUGCUUUUUAUAAUUGUUUGAUAAUUCUUACCUUUUGACGUAUGUGUAUAUUUUGUUUUACGCCACCAAUUUGUUUUUAGAUCCUCAGUUUGCUUAAGAAAUAAAGUAUGAUAAAAUGGACUUUUGUUGUGUCUGACAGGGUUGAUCGGAAACAAGAGAAAAUGUUGCUUGACAUUUUCCUUGUUCGCAGCUUUCACGGUAUAAGAGAUAUAUUCAUAAAAUGCAUCCAUGACUGGAUGAGAAAAGAAAAUGAAUUAAAACCAGAGAAAGGCUUUAGUCAUAUUUUCUAUUUAAAAAUUACUUUUCAAACAUUCCUGACAAAUAAUCAAUAUGGCAGAAAAUAAAUGACAAAGGAAUUAAACCGCUGACAUAAAUCUACUUGUAAUAGGCUGGAUUUAGAAGUCUGAGCAAACAUUUCUGUCUGUUGAUAUGUUUACUACACCCUGAAAGCAGUCAUGUUUUACCAGAUG
Molecule: messenger RNA, 1598 nt
Organism: Cyprinodon variegatus (sheepshead minnow)
Lineage: Eukaryota; Metazoa; Chordata; Actinopteri; Cyprinodontiformes; Cyprinodontidae
Product: ras-related protein Rap-1b-like
Exons: 1
Coding region: 108-734 (208 amino acids)
Molecular function (GO): GTP binding; GTPase activity
Source: RefSeq, a predicted model, not a curated record